ACGGAUGUUGGUAAUGAUAGCUGACAGCAGUGAGCUAGCGCUAGUGUUUCGUGAUUUGGAAAGAUGGCUGUGGAUUUGCGAGGUUUUGCUUUGGAAAAAGCCGAGCUGAUUUCCAGCCGCUUGAAAGUGCUGAUUUAUUGGGGACAAGACAAUGUCCGGGCUCAGUUCGGGGUAGAUUUGGGUCUGAAGCCUGAAGUGUACCCGACUUGGGUCAUCCUAUCUACGGCCGCGGUGGGUCUGUUCCUGGUACUCUCACUGUCCUGGGCCGCCGUCUGUCGCGGUCUGUUUGCUGGGAAAAAGCGGGGAUUCCCGGUCCCCCAAGGCAACGGUGAGCCGAGCAAGGCCAAUUUGGCCAAAACUGCCAAACCAGAAGAACCGAAGAAGAGGAACAAAAAGAAAACGAUUGAAAAGAACACUCAAUCCAACGGACAACCAGUGGCUGUAGCACAAGAGGAAGUUAAAGUGGUCGAGGUUGUCUCCAAGCAAGCUCCUCGUAUCAGAACCGAGAAGGUGCAUGAGGUACAAGCCCCGGGGCAGGUGAAAAAGAACAAGAAGAAAACCAAGACAAUUGUGCAACCUGUCAAGCAUGUGUCUAAAACUGAUGGGAAGGAAACUGAUGAUGGUGCAUGGGAGACCAAAGUUAGUAACCGAGAGAAGAAACAGCAGCGUAGGAAGGACCCGGGCUCUGGGGACUCUGGUAGCCCAGGAGGAGCGGAGGCUCCCAAGAGCAACGCUGAGGCACUUGUGGCCACAGCACCUACCAACACCAAGAAAAACAAAGGAAACCACGACUCCCUGCAUUCAAAAGCCACUGGAAAGGGGGAGACAACUACUGGAGCUGUGACGUCCAGCCGCAGAGAGGAGCCUUCAGUCAAUGGAGGAGGUUGGACUGACAUGUCUGUUAAGAUCCCACGUCAGAUGGGUGCUAUGGACGGACCUAAGUGGAGUGCCACGACCACGGCAACACAGUACAGGGCCCCACCUAAGCCUCAGUCCUGGGGACAGGAGACACAAGGUACAUCCUCAACCUGGGUAGACCUUUUCACUACAGAAAUAAACAUUGAUCAUGAUUGUAUGACAGCAGAAGUUACAAUGCUCCAUUCAUCAUUGAAGACUGUGUGCAACUGUGCCCUCUGCUGGAAAGAUGGGGCAUAGUCAUGGCAUUUAUAA
Molecule: messenger RNA, 1170 nt
Organism: Notothenia coriiceps (black rockcod)
Lineage: Eukaryota; Metazoa; Chordata; Actinopteri; Perciformes; Nototheniidae
Product: protein LYRIC-like
Exons: 6
Coding region: 64-1155 (363 amino acids)
Biological process (GO): regulation of transcription by RNA polymerase II; negative regulation of apoptotic process; positive regulation of canonical NF-kappaB signal transduction
Cellular component (GO): nucleus
Molecular function (GO): transcription coregulator activity
Source: RefSeq, a predicted model, not a curated record